AUGGAAGACGAGCAACUCCUCGACUACGAAGAAGAACAGGAGGAAAUCCAAGAAAACAAAUUAGAUGCAGGAGCUGGGGACGCUGCCAAGAAAACUAAGGUAAUUUUUAUGCUUUCAUUCUUUCAUAUAACAUUUUCAUUUUAGGGAACAUACGCUUCUAUUCACAGCAGUGGUUUCCGUGAUUUCCUUCUAAAGCCUGAAAUCCUUCGUGCCAUCGGCGACUGCGGUUUUGAGCAUCCCUCUGAAGGUUUUCAUUUCCGUUGGAACACUCUUCGAAACAAAAUUAUUUCAGUCCAACACGAGUGCAUUCCCCAAGCUAUUCUCGGAAUGGACGUUGUUUGCCAAGCAAAAUCUGGAAUGGGUAAAACUGCAGUCUUCGUGAUUGCCACUCUGCAACAGCUUGAAGCCGUCGACGGAGAGGUAAUGAUUUGAUAUUCAAGAAAAAAAAAACGUAUCAAGUCAUAUUCAGGUCUCUGUUCUUUGCAUGUGCCACACUCGCGAGCUCGCUUUUCCAAAUCUCCAAGGAAUAUGAACGCUUCAGCAAGUACAUGCCGGGAACCAAGGUAAAUUUUUUCAAUCAUUCUAAAAUUAUCAUUUCCAUCAUUUUCAGGUUGCUGUAUUUUUUGGUGGAAUGCCUAUCAAGAAAGAUGAGGACCGACUGAAAAAUAACUGCCCACACAUUGUUGUCGGUACUCCAGGAAGAACCUUGGCUCUUGCUCGAUCAGGAAAGCUGAAGCUUGACAAAGUCAAGUACUUCGUGCUCGACGAAUGUGAUAAGAUGAUUGGUGAUGCAGGUUAUUAUUUAUAGAAUUUAAAUGAGCUUAACCAUUUUUACUUUCAGAUAUGCGACGAGAUGUUCAAGAAAUCGUGAAAAUGACGCCACAGGAGAAGCAGGUCAUGAUGUUUUCCGCAACUCUGCCAAAGGAGCUACGCACCGUCUGCAAGAAAUUCAUGCAAGAUGUAAGGAACAACUACGGCUGGAUCAAUCUCCACUUUCGACACACACCCAAUAAUCCAUGUAUUAGUGUUUGCUAAGCAACAUCAGAUGAUCAAGGGAGAGACUGCAACUGGUAGGAUAAAAUGAAAUCUCUAGAAGUACAUGUUUUAUUCAGGAAAUCACCAGUGGUAGCUCCCGAACGUGGAUGCGUAUGGCUAACGCGAAUCUGAAUGGGACUGAUGCGGCUGUCAGCCACAGCAAAACAUCAAGAUUCUAACGAUCUUGACAUUGUUCGUGUGUGUGUGUCCCAUUUCCCUUAGCCUUUUCAGAAGAUCAAGCUUAACAAGUUAAUUACAGCCAAUGGAAGUUUAUGUCGACGAUGAAGCCAAACUAACACUCCAUGGUCUCCAACAACAUUACGUCAAGCUGAAGGAAGGCGAAAAGAAACAGAAAGCUUUUGGAGCUUCUGGACGCCUUAGAGUUCAACCAAGUGAAUAGUAUGCGUAAAAAAAGUCUCAAUGUCUUUUUCCAGGUCGUCAUCUUCGUUAAGACUGUCAGACGCUGUGAAGCUUUGCACCAACUUCUUUCUGAGCAAAAUUUCCCGUCCAUCGCCAUUCACCGUGGAAUGAAUCAAGAGGAGCGUCUAUCUAGGUACCAGGCCUUCAAAGACUUCCAGGUAAACAAAUACCAUUUCUUAUUCAAGAAAAAAGCCUAAUAUUUUUAGAAGCGUAUCUUUGGUAGCUACGGAUCUGUUUGGUCGUGGCAUGGACAUUGA
Molecule: messenger RNA, 1712 nt
Organism: Caenorhabditis auriculariae
Lineage: Eukaryota; Metazoa; Nematoda; Chromadorea; Rhabditida; Rhabditidae
Source: the annotation of a GenBank genome assembly